Closterium sp. NIES-65 is the source of this 582-nucleotide messenger RNA. The record is from the annotation of a GenBank genome assembly. NCBI's taxonomy places the organism in Eukaryota, Viridiplantae, Streptophyta, Zygnematophyceae, Desmidiales, Closteriaceae.
AUGAUUCCGCCCCAGCCGAUCAACCGCGGUUGUGCCGUUUCCCUUCUGCCCCUACCCUGCCUCGCUCCCCCUCCUCCCCCCCACCUCCUCUCACCCAUUCUCCCCCAGAUUCCCCUCACUUGUCUUUCAGCCACGCCAGUCACCAGUCCGGACCCUUCUUCCCCCCUCCCCCCACCUUUCCGCUUGUCUCCGGCCCCCCAGUUCCCCGGCAUUUCCCCCUUCCUCCCACCUCCUCACUUCCCCCUUCCCACCCCCCCCCUUCUCUCUCACUUGCAAUUCAUCCGCGCCAGUCGGCCCGCCAUUGACUCUCCUUCCCUCAGCCCUUCUUUCCUACUCUCUCGUUCCCUCCAACUCCCCUCAUCCCACCUCCUCCCCCAUCGCCCUCCAUUCCCCGCCCCCUCCCCCCCACCCACCCCCCCAUCUCCCCCCACAUUCUUCACCAUUUCCCCACCCCCCAUCCCCGCCCUCCUUUCCCCCAUUCCUCCUUUCCCCCUUCCCCAUACCCCCUUCCCCCUCCCCCCUCACUUGUGUUUCAUCCGCGCCAGACGACCCGCCACGGACGUGUCCGUGAACUCCCCUUAG